Messenger RNA from Mus pahari (shrew mouse), 2657 nucleotides. RefSeq names its product galactose-1-phosphate uridylyltransferase (gene Galt). NCBI's taxonomy places the organism in Eukaryota, Metazoa, Chordata, Mammalia, Rodentia, Muridae. Gene Ontology annotation, biological process: beta-D-galactose catabolic process via UDP-galactose, Leloir pathway. The transcript has 11 exons. Gene Ontology annotation, cellular component: cytoplasm. The record is from RefSeq and is a predicted model, not a curated record. Bases 747 to 1502 code for a protein of 251 amino acids. Gene Ontology annotation, molecular function: zinc ion binding; UDP-glucose:hexose-1-phosphate uridylyltransferase activity.
GGUUGCUGACGGGAGUGUCCUUGAGUGGUGAAGCUCCUAUGUUGUCCAUGCUCCAAUAAAUAGCCCUGAGCUCGUGCCAGCAACCCGAAUACGUGGCCGGACGAAUGGACACAGCAACCAGUUUUCACAGAUGCUCUCCAGAGAAGUAGUUCCAACCCAAUGUGCAGGAGAAUCAUCAAAACAACCUGGGGAAGUGUGUGGCGGUCCCGAGCCCCGCCCUCAAGUGGCAGGCUGUCAUCCCCCCCCCUCGUCACGUGUUGGCGGCUAGCCAAUCAUCCAGGGUGGGCGGGGGAGAAAUGGAAUGGGGCGCUUACCCUGUGUAUCUUUUUGACUGACCUUAGGUCAGUUCUCGUGGCCUCCUGUCGCACAGCGGAGCCGGUCCUGAGCAGCGCCAGCAGGCUUCAGAGGCGGACGCCAUGGCGGAGACCUUCCGGGCGAGCGAACACCAGCAUAUACGCUACAACCCGCUCCAGGACGAGUGGGUGUUAGUGUCAGCCCAUCGCAUGAAGCGGCCCUGGCAAGGACAAGUGGAGCCCCAGCUUCUGAAGACGGUGCCCCGCCACGACCCACUCAACCCUCUGUGUCCCGGGGCCACACGAGCUAAUGGGGAGUAGGUGAAUCCCCCCUAUGAUGGCACCUUCCUGUUUGACAAUGACUUCCCGGCUCUGCAGCCCGAUGCUCCGGAUCCAGGACCCAGUGACCACCCUCUCUUCCGAGCAGAGGCCGCCAGAGGAGUUUGUAAGGUCAUGUGCUUCCACCCCUGGUCGGAUGUGACGCUGCCACUCAUGUCUGUCCCUGAGAUCCGAGCUGUCAUCGAUGCAUGGGCCUCAGUCACAGAGGAGCUGGGUGCCCAGUACCCUUGGGUGCAGAUCUUUGAAAACAAAGGAGCCAUGAUGGGCUGUUCUAACCCCCAUCCCCACUGCCAGGUUUGGGCUAGCAGUUUCCUGCCAGAUGUCGCCCAGCGUGAGGAGCGAUCCCAGCAGACCUAUUACAGCCAGCAUGGAAAACCUUUGUUAUUGGAAUAUGGUCACCAAGAGCUCCUCAGGAAGGAACGUCUAGUCCUAACCAGUGAGCACUGGAUAGUUCUGGUCCCCUUCUGGGCAGUGUGGCCUUUCCAGACACUUCUGCUGCCCCGGCGGCAUGUGCGGCGGCUACCUGAGCUGACCCCCGCUGAGCGUGAUGAUCUAGCCUCCAUCAUGAAGAAGCUCUUGAUCAAGUAUGACAACCUAUUUGAGACAUCCUUUCCCUACUCCAUGGGCUGGCAUGGGGCUCCCACGGGAUUAAAGACUGGAGCCACCUGUGACCACUGGCAGCUCCACGCCCACUACUACCCCCCACUCCUGCGAUCCGCUACUGUCCGGAAGUUCAUGGUCGGCUAUGAAAUGCUUGCCCAGGCCCAGCGUGACCUCACUCCCGAACAGGCUGCAGAAAGAUUAAGGGCGCUUCCCGAGGUACACUAUUGCCUGGCGCAGAAAGACAAGGAAACGGCAGCCAUCGCUUGACUGUGACCACAUCAGGGCCUUGAGUCUUUUUGUACCUGACAGACCUGGGACCUGGAGUUCGGGCAGAUGUGACAUCAAUAAAACUGCGUCUCACGUUUUAACCGUGUUUUCUGACACCAGAGGAGUGUGGACUCUUACAUUCUGGAGUCUGGGUAAAGGCUAAGUGUGACUCCAAACACUCUUGCCUACGGACUUUGAAAAAUUUUGGUGCAAGAAUCCCCAUUCACCAAGGCAGACGUGGUGGUGUGUGCCUGUGAUUCCGCCACAUUGGAGGCUGGAUAAGGACUGUGAAUUUGAGGCCAGUGUGGGUUACUUAGCAAGACGUAGUCUCUGAAACCAAAGCCAAGCUGGAUCUCGUGUUACAGGUCUGUAAUCCUGGCUCCCCAGGGCACUGAGGCAGGAGGAUUGCAAAUUCAUGGCUAGCAUGGGUAACUUGGUGAGACUGUCUGGUAUAAAGGACCCGUGAAAUAGGCCAGUGAUAGAGUGUGUGUCUGACACACGUAAGGCCCCAUGUUCAGCCCUAAGUAUAGAGUAGAAAAGUCUACCUCUGCUCUCCGAACGAACAAUAUUCAGUAUUGUUUCUAGUCCUCUUCACUUGUGAUAUAGGUAGCAUGCUAAUUUAGGAGACUAUUUUAAAAAUCUUGUGUUCUUAGCUUGGCAGCGUCUACCGGAAGGCCAGAGCCGUUUGUAUCACUGAGCCCGUUGUCAGCUCAAGCCUGAGCCUCAAAGUUUGGUGGAGAGAGGGUGAGCAGAGUCCUAGUCCCAUGGUCACCCCAGACACUGGGCUGCUGGCCAGAACCCUGGUUUUGUGAGUGGCCACAGCCAGACGCUGCUCCAGACCACAGGGGCUAAAGGGGCGGGUUGGGAGCGUGCGUGUGGCUUUGUGUUCUUGGCUUCCUGGAUUUCCAUGUGCGGCAGAUGUGGCUUCAGCACUGUACCUAUGCUACAAGAAUUGCACGGAGCAGAUGACGGCGCUCAGGAUGGCGAGGACAGCCAGAGAGAGAGCCCCAGGGCCUAGAAUGAUGUUGAAUCCACCUCCUCUCUGGAUCUGUUUUUCCUUGCCAUAGUGGAGGAACUACGGGGCGUUUGAUGUUUGAGACCAGAUACCACUUGGUGGUCUCCAAAUUCUAAAGCAAAUGUAAGAGCUAUGACAGA